UCUUGUCCUGGCCUCCUGGGUUGAGUUCCAUUCGGUGUAGGGUCGGAGAGAGAGAUGCACGCACCUGGCGUUGCUUAUGACUCGGGUCAAGUCAAGGUUUUAAGAGGAAGAGGGUCUCGCCGUGUGAGGGGGGAAGAAAUUUAGCACUAAAAGUGGUCGUGAUUUUAAAAGUUAUCUUCUCUGUCUCUUCAAAGUUUAGAGAGAGAGAGAGAGAGAGAGAGAGAGAGGUUGGCUGCGAUUUUUUCUGCAGAUCAUAGAGAAGAAGAGGAAUUAGAUCGAUCCAUUAGAGAUCGUUCCUUGAGACGGGUACAGAUAUAUGAUAAUCAAUAGAACUCAGAAUCCAAGAAACAAGCUUACUGUUAUCCAACUUCCAUUAUUGUAAAGCCUUGGCCUCGAUCUCACUUGGUUUAGUGAUAGUUCCAUUCAGGUUAUUUUCAAGUUGCAACCUGCAAGGCUAUGCAUUGAUUACAAAUCCAAAUUUUGAAGCUCUAUUUACUCAGAAUUGAUGAAUUUCAUUGUUCUUGAAUCUUUUGACAGAGGAGAUACAUAUUUCAUGGAUUAUAUCAGGAAGUAACUGAAUCUGACUUCAUAUGUUGCAAACACUAAAGUGCUUUGCUGUAUCCAUUUCAUUGUCAUAUUUGAUAAGGCUACCUUUGUAGGUAAAUAAGUAUUGCCAUGCCGUUUGUUUGGAAAAUCAGAGUAAAAGUUUUAUGAAAUCAUAGUUGCAUAGGAAUUUCUUGAGCAUGAUGAAGGCCAUAUUGAGGACUAGGGCAGAAGAAGAAGAGGUAGACAAGCUUACGAGUUCUCCAAUCACAAGCAAGGACUUGUCAUUUAGACUUGUGAAGGUUGUCACUUUUUUAGUUAUAUUUGUCUCUGGUAUGGUUUUAGGAUUGGCAGCAACUGCACACGUAACUCGAUAUUUUACUUCCUCACACCAUGAACUAUUCUUUUCUCCAAUUCAUGUCGCACAAGUAUCCCAUGAGGAGGAUUGUUUAAGCAUAACAAAGUACAAAAAGGAAGAGGAUUGCUUGAACCUGAAGAGUUUUAUUAACCCAGGGCAUUUGACACAUAGCAUGACAGAUGAUGAGCUUUUGUGGAGGGCUUCAUUGGUGCCGAAGAAAGAGGUCUAUCCAUACAAGAGAGUUCCCAAGGUGGCCUUCAUGUUUUUGACACGUGGACCCUUGCCACUUUCACCAUUAUGGGAUCGAUUUUUCCAGGGCCAUGAAAAUUUGUUUUCCGUUUAUGUUCAUGCACUUCCUGGAUAUGAACUUAAUGUCUCCAGGUCAUCUGCUUUCUAUGGCCGCCAGAUCCCAAGUCAGGAUGUUCAAUGGGGAUCAGUAACACUUUCAGAUGGAGAGAGACGACUUCUAGCUAAUGCCCUGCUUGACUUCUCAAAUGAGCGGUUUGUUCUACUCUCUGAGAGUUGCAUACCAGUCUACGACUUCCUCACUGUUUACAAAUACUUGAUUAAUUCAGCCUAUAGCUUUGUUGACUCCUAUGAUGAUCCAAGCCGUUAUGGGCGUGGUCGUUACAGCCGCAAAAUGCUACCAGACAUUAAGCUCUUCCAAUGGCGGAAAGGGUCACAGUGGUUUGAACUCAACCGUACUUUGGCUGUGAAUAUAGUUGCAGAUGACAAGUAUUACUCCCUCUUCAGGAAAUAUUGUAAGCCUUCCUGCUACCCUGAUGAGCAUUACCUGCCUACUUUCCUGAACAUGUUCUAUGGAUCCAUGAAUGCAAACCGGAGUGUGACUUGGGUUGAUUGGUCAAGAGGGGGUCCACAUCCAGCGACCUUUGGGAAGGAGGAUAUUACAGAAGGAUUUAUACAGUCUAUAAAAAAUAACGGGACCACGUGUUCAUAUAAUUCAGAGCAGACACUUGUUUGUUACCUCUUUGCAAGGAAGUUUGCUCCUAGUGCAUUGGAACCCCUGCUCAAUCUGACCUCAACAGUGUUGAGAUUUUGAAAUUUUGACUUGUGUAUUUCCUUGUUCUUUAUUUUCUUUUCUUUUCUUUUGUUCAUCUUUUAGGCAGGGUUUCAUCAUGCUUUUCAAAAUUUUGGUAGAGUUUGCAACUGAUCUUAUAGAAGCUAAGAGUGUGAUUGAAGUCGGGUCAACUAUCUGACUGAAACAAUCCGAUUAUAUGAUGGAUUGAAAUAGGAUUUAUAGUUUCUACCCCUUCAUUCGGGCUCAGGUUAAGAUUAUUGGCAACCUGAAUCCGACAAUAUUUA
Messenger RNA from Nelumbo nucifera (sacred lotus), 2224 nucleotides. RefSeq names its product glycosyltransferase BC10. Gene Ontology annotation, molecular function: glycosyltransferase activity. Gene Ontology annotation, cellular component: membrane. Lineage: Eukaryota; Viridiplantae; Streptophyta; Magnoliopsida; Proteales; Nelumbonaceae. The record is from RefSeq and is a predicted model, not a curated record.